AGAAACUCCACCUCUAGGCUCUAACAGGAGGUGCGUUAAUCGCUGAUCAAGGGGUUGGACGUUCUCGUUAAAAUAAUAAGGCUAAUGCUCUCUCUUUCUGAGAUCCCAAAGUUGAGCGUGGGGCUAAGAGCGUUGACUUCCAUGGGAGACAUAGAGAAGGACAUGAUGGAAGAGAGUUUAUUACAAAAAGGAAGAGAAGAGAAAAGAUCAGAGGCUUCACCUCUAACAUGGGGUGUGCUCAAACAGGAGCUCAAAAGGUUGGGUUUCUUGGCAGGUCCUAUGGUGGCGGUGACCCUAUCACAGUACCUGUUGCAGGUGAUUUCAAUGAUGAUGGUGGGUCAUCUGGGUGAACUUGCUCUCUCUAGCACCGCUAUAGCCAUCUCUCUUUCUGGGGUCACCGGCUUCAGUCUUCUUUUAGGAAUGGCAAGUGCCCUGGAAACCUUAUGUGGGCAAGCUUAUGGAGCUAAGCAAUAUCGAAAACUUGGAGUUCAAACUUACAGUGCUAUAUUUUCUAUGAUAUUAGUCUGUAUUCCUGUGUCUUUGAUAUGGAUCAACAUUGGAAAACUACUAAUCUUGAUAGGCCAAGACCCUCUAAUUUCACAUGAAGCUGGUAAAUUUACAGUUUGGCUUGUUCCUGCACUCUUUGGAUAUGCGACACUUCAACCACUGGUUAGAUACUUUCAGACACAGAGUCUGGUCAUGCCAAUGCUUAUCUGCUCUUGUGUUACUCUUUCUUUUCACAUACCCCUAUGUUGGGCUUUAGUAUUCAAGUCUGGUCUGGGAAACCUUGGAGCAGCAUUAGCUAUUGGCAUUUCAUAUUGGUUAAAUGUGAUUUUGCUCGGAUUAUACAUGAAGUACUCACCUGCCUGUGCCAAAACUCGCAUUCCAAUUUCUAUGGAGCUGUUCCAAGGAAUUGGGGAGUUCUUUCACUUUGCAAUCCCUUCUGCAGUAAUGAUUUGCCUUGAGUGGUGGUCUUUUGAGCUUCUUAUAUUACUUUCUGGACUUCUACCAAAUCCACAGCUUGAAACUUCUGUGCUUUCAGUAUGUCUCACAACCAUCUCGACUCUGUAUGCAAUACCAUAUGGACUUGGUGCUGCGGCAAGUACUAGAGUUUCAAAUGAAUUAGGAGCAGGGAACCCACAAGCUGCUCGUGUUGCUUUCUUUGCUGUGUUGUUUCUUGCAAUCAUAGAGACAAGUAUAGUAAGCACAACCAUUCUUGCCAGCCGACGUGUUCUCGGUUACACUUUCAGCAAUGUGAAGGAAGUUGUAGACUAUGUAACAACCAUGGCUCCUUUAAUUUCUGUGUCAAUUAUACUGGACAGCAUACAAGGGGUACUCUCAGGUGUUGCUAGAGGAUCUGGGUGGCAGCACAUAGGGGCUUAUGUCAACCUGGGGGCAUUCUAUCUUUGUGGAAUUCCAGUUGCUGCAGUUCUUGGUUUCUGGGUACACUUGAGAGGAAGGGGCCUUUGGAUUGGAAUACAAACCGGUUCUUUUGUUCAGACACUUCUGCUCUUUACAGUAACAAGUUGCACUAACUGGGAAAAACAGGCUAGCAAGGCAAGGGAGAGGAUAUUUGCAGGUAGAGACAUCCAAUAGCUAAUGAGAUAAAUCAGCAGAGAAUUUUUGUGAGCUAAAGUUUCAUACCCUUAAAAGUUGCAAGGAGAAACAUUAUUAAUACUAAUGAGCUUACUAUCUUUUUUUCAUCUAUCUUCUUUCUGUUUUUAUUUCUUUAAUUUUUUGGUGGAAGACCCCAAGUCCUAUCGUAUAAUGAAGUACCACAUGAGUGAUAUAUAGGAAUCCAAAUCUGCC
Messenger RNA from Juglans regia (Persian walnut), 1809 nucleotides. Its product is annotated as protein DETOXIFICATION 12-like. NCBI's taxonomy places the organism in Eukaryota, Viridiplantae, Streptophyta, Magnoliopsida, Fagales, Juglandaceae. The transcript has 8 exons. Bases 85 to 1596 code for a protein of 503 amino acids. Gene Ontology annotation, biological process: xenobiotic detoxification by transmembrane export across the plasma membrane. Gene Ontology annotation, cellular component: membrane. The record is from RefSeq and is a predicted model, not a curated record. Gene Ontology annotation, molecular function: antiporter activity; xenobiotic transmembrane transporter activity.